This is a messenger RNA of Hippocampus comes (tiger tail seahorse), 3494 nucleotides long. RefSeq names its product kinesin family member 19 (gene kif19). NCBI's taxonomy places the organism in Eukaryota, Metazoa, Chordata, Actinopteri, Syngnathiformes, Syngnathidae. Gene Ontology annotation, biological process: microtubule-based movement. The transcript is spliced from 20 exons. Gene Ontology annotation, molecular function: microtubule motor activity; microtubule binding; ATP binding. Bases 80 to 3127 code for a protein of 1015 amino acids. The record is from RefSeq and is a predicted model, not a curated record.
GGGGGCAUGCCGGUCAGACGCUCCGAACGAAUCCGGUGUGAUGCACUCGAAGCUCGGCUGUGAGUGAUUCGAAGUGAGCAUGAAGGACACCGCCGAGUCGAAGGAGCACCAACUCACUGUGGCCUUGAGGAUCCGGCCCCUCAGCGAUGGCGAGCAGGAGGAGGCGGCGACCAUUGUGGCGCACAGGCUAGAUGAGCAGAUGGUGAUCCUGAUGGACCCCAUGGAGGAUCCCGAUGAUGUCCUGCGGGCCAACCGCUCCAGGGAAAAGACUUACGUAUUUGAUGUUGCCUUUGAUUAUUCGGCCAGUCAGGAGGAGGUGUACCGUGCCACCACCAAGGGUCUGAUCGAGGGCCUCAUAUCGGGCUACAAUGCCACUGUGUUCGCCUAUGGACCCACAGGUUGCGGGAAAACAUACACCAUGCUGGGUACCGACAAGGAGCCCGGAAUCUACGUCCGCACCCUCGACGACCUCUUCCGGGCCAUCGAAGAAACCAGCGACGACAUGAUGUACAGCGUCUCCAUGUCCUAUCUGGAGAUCUACAACGAGAUGAUCCGGGACCUGCUGAACCCAUCUUCGGGCUUCUUGGACCUCAGAGAGGACGCCAAAGGAGAGAUUCAGGUGGCGGGCAUCACUGAAGUGUCCACCAUUAACGCUCAAGAGAUCAUGGAGCUGCUGAUGAAGGGCAACAAGCAGCGCACGCAGGAGCCCACGGCCGCCAACCAAACAUCGUCCCGCUCCCACGCCGUGCUGCUGGUGGCCGUCAAGCAGCAGAGUCGUUGCCGUGACGUCCUGCAGGAAGUCCGCUUUGCCCGCCUCUUCAUGAUCGAUCUGGCCGGCUCUGAGCGCGCAGCACAGACCCAGAAUCGAGGUCAGAGGUUAAAAGAGGGAGCCCACAUCAACCGCUCCCUCCUGGCGUUGGGCAACUGCAUUAAUGCGCUGAGCGACAAGAACGGCAACAAGUACAUCAACUAUCGAGACAGCAAGCUGACCAGACUGCUCAAGGAUUCUUUGGGGGGGAACAGCCGAACCGUCAUGAUCGCCCACAUCAGUCCUGCCUCAGUAGCCUUCGAGGAGUCCCGCAACACGCUGACCUACGCCGACCGUGCCAAAAGUAUUCGUACGCGGGUGAAGAAGAACCUGAUCAACGUGUCCUACCACAUCGCUCAGUACACGAACAUCAUCUCGGACCUUCGCUGCGAGAUCGAACGACUCAAGAAGAAGAUCGCCGACCAGGCAGGCUGCCAGCUCACCUCCGACAGGACCGAUAUCCGCCAUGUCCAGGCCGAGGUCCAGGCGCAUUCCUGCCAGCAGGGUCGGGCCGAAACGGACCAGCUGAGGGAGCAGCUCAUGGACGCCUUCCGCCAACAGAUGGAUAUCCGCAGGAAUCUGAUGGAGCUGGAGACCAGCAGCACGGAGAUCCAGAUGGACACCUCCAAGCAGCUGCUGACUAUCGCAGACUGGGAACAUGAAAGGAGCAGGCGACGGCGGAAGUGGCACGCGGAAAAGCGAAAGGAAAGCGUCAGCAAGGACGACAGCGAGAAGGACUCGGACUCUCCGGAGUCUCCGCCGGACACCGCCGAGACGGAAGAGGUGGCCAUGGCCAGAGAGAAUCUGGUGGGCCUCAUGUCGGAGCAGAAGAAACUCCACAAACAAAAGGCGUUGCUGGAGCGCCGAUUCUUGGAGCUUCGCGACCAGUCCAGGCAACUGGGGGAGCUGCUACCCCGGCAUGUGAGCUCAGAUGACCAGCGCGAGGUCCUGUGCCUUCUGUGCAAGGUCCACGAGCUCGAGAUCGAGAAUGCCGAGAUACAAUCGCAUGCUCUGCUCAAGGACAAUGUGAUCCGGCAGAAGAAUUUUGUGGUCCGCCGCUUUGAGAUGCACCGGCACCUUUGCGAUGAACUCAUCCAACAGCAGCGGCAGUUCAUUGAUGAGCACAGUUUGCUAGUGCCGCCGCACCUACAGGAGCUCUAUGAUAUUUACACCAGAGAACGGGAUGAGAGGAAACUGGACCGGGUUGUGGCUCUGGAGAGGGCAACCACCCACCACACCAUUCAGGUGACCUCCCUACCUAAGAUUGGAAUGCCUCCUCAGGCUCGCGACACCGUGCAAGAUGUGGACUCGGACCAGGAGUGCGUACGGCCUGAAGAAAGACGAGGACAUGCCAAACUUCGCCGCCACACGUUGCCCCCCAUCCUGCCUGAACCUGAACAGGACAGCGACAGAGUUUUCAAAAACAUCUCUCAUGCACGACACAUGAAAAUAUCAGCUGUAAUGACCCCUCCUCCCAUCCACAUCAACGGGAAGGGCAACAGAGAGCUGCAGCCACUGGCUCCAGUCAGCUCGCUGAGCUACACUCACCUCAGCCACAGCGUUAGCAGUCAACUGGAUUCAUCACCCGAGAGCAGCGAGGCGGGUGUCGACGCCCCGCUUUCGGGAAAUGAGAGGCAGCAGAUCCUCAAAGGCAUCCAGAACAUUUCAAUGAAGGCGGCACGCCGGCGCUACAAGGCCCGGGAGGAGGAGGCCUUGCGCUCGCUGCCCGCCCCCUCCUCCACGGAGCGCGCCAAGCAAAAAAGCAGCCUCUUUAGCAGCGAGGAACCCCCAAGGGUUCUGCCGGUGCGGCGCAGCAGGCAGCCUAGCCCUGAACUCCAGCACGCCACCUCCGACGAAAACCUGUCCAGCAGCACCUGCGAGGGACCCAGCCUCCUGGCCACCUGGACGCGGCACCACAAGCUUAUCGGCAAGAACCAAACCCCCCGAGACGCCGACUUUGAGGCACGCCGCAAGAAGAGACGCUCACGCUCUUUUGAGGUCACUGGACAAGCAGUGCCUCAAGCCAAAACGAACACGGGUGCAAGGUUACGCCCCUUGGACAGCACGUCAGACGCUCACCUCCACAUCAGUGGUCAGUCCCAGGUCCCGUUACUCCGCCCCCAAUUCAGAGUAGUCCCGCCUCUUGCCAAAGUCAGAGUAGCAAUUGGCAGCCAGCAAGCAGGCCCAAACUCGGAGACCCCCGCACUCCAGGCGAAUAACCUGAAGCGCAUCCCCUUUCUGCGGCAACCCCAGCCACCCCUCUACAUCACUACCACCACCACCACAAUGGGGGGCCAGCAGCGACCACGCCGACACUAAGCAUUACUUUGACUUGAACACAUGCCAGGAAGUCUGGAUGAUGACCGAGAGAUUAUGUCAUCGUGCCUGCAGACGCCAAAGAUCAUUACAUGUCCAAUUUCUGUCUUGUCUUCAUGUAUAAAAUAUAGAUGUAUUUUGCUGUGUGCUUCUUAACUGUUAGAACUGCAGGCCUAACCACUCGACCACCGUGUUGCCUCAGUUAUUGUGUUCCUAUUUCAUUUAUUUAUUAAUUUCAUUUUCCUUAUUUAACAGUUGCCUUGCUUAUAUUUGGCAUUGACUCGUGGUUUUAAUAAUUUCUACUUUCUGUGCUUUCUUUUUUUACAUAUUUUUUAUGACUGCUUUGAAAUAAAUUGAGGAUAAAAAUCAA